UACAAAUCAGCACAGUGUCCAGAAAAGGCAUCUGAAUAUCAGAGGCAGAGGAGACAACAAAGCCCCAGCAGAACAGGCAAGAUGCAGAUGGUGAUGACUUCUGCUCAUGCUGAGGAUUCUGAUCAAACGCUUGAGAGAAAACGAAAAGCUCUUCUAGAUCAGCGCCACCUAGAGACAUACUACAGACUACAGCGCUUGAAAGACGUGCUUUCAUACCAGCAUGCUACAUUACUGAGGGAAAAAGUUCAAAGACAAAGACAAGAGAUGAAGCAACAUGAUUCCAAACUUAGAGAAGGACAUAAAGAACAGAAGCUUGUGACCAUUCAGAGGGCCACCAGAUCAACCCUCACACACGAUGAUGCAUACUUGAGGUGUCUACCUAAAACACACUACUACCUGGUUCUGGAACUGCAGAAACGGCUGAAACGACUCGGGUUUCUUCAGAGCCGCAGGGAACAGGAGGUGUUCAGGGUCUGGACAGAACAACACAGAAGCACAUGUCAACUUGAGAAGCAACUACAAGCAAUGGAACACAGCUCAGAUGUUACUCUUGGGGACCUGUUGAAACAGAAAUCUGGGUCUCUCCCGAAACUUCAGAUCACACCUGAUGACUCCACAGCACAGCACAAACAUAUGCCAGUCUCACUAAGAGGGAAUGAAGGAGGGGUGAACACUUUCCAACAGCAGGGCAAACAGAGCUGGGGACAAGACGAAACUGAGCUCAUGUUUCCUGAGGUUUUCACUCGGGAGCUCAAAGUGCCUACAUUUUCCAGUCUGCGGUCCACCUUCCUGGAAGAAGUCAGCUCCAAGAUGCUUCUUAUGAGAAGCUAUGAGCCACCGAUCUGGUCAAAGACCAUUGACAUUAAACACAAAACGAGAUUAAUGCACAACCUCUCGCUCUCUCAUAUGGCUGACACUCAGAGAAUUAUGGCAAAAAAUGGACUCGGUCUGCAAUGCACAGUUGGGUUCAGCAUUAAAGAAUUGAUGGAGCAUGAUUGUCCCCACAACAUCCAAACUCAGAAGUCCAGAUAUCCCACAGAGCCUGACUUUACGCACCUGAGUGAUAAAGGAACAUCUGAGAGCCCAGAAUCCUUCACUGAGAGUCCAAAUACUCAGUUCUCACCAAGUCUGCAUCCGGCUGGAAAAAACACAGAUGAAUCCCCGUCUAGUUCUGCUAAAGACACUCAAUCAUCAUAUACAGACAUGCCUCUAUGCAUAGCUGACAUCUAUACUAGUCGUGCUGUUGAGGUGGAAAACGCUGAUGUGAAGAUGUGGUCAAAUUAUACAUAG
Sinocyclocheilus anshuiensis is the source of this 1290-nucleotide messenger RNA. RefSeq lists its product as uncharacterized. The record is from RefSeq and is a predicted model, not a curated record. Lineage: Eukaryota; Metazoa; Chordata; Actinopteri; Cypriniformes; Cyprinidae. The transcript has 13 exons. The coding region runs from base 82 to 1290 and encodes 402 amino acids.